CCGUUUAGCAAGCAAUUAUGUGGCGUAGUACUAUCGAGGUGUAGUAGUGCCCAGUACCCUUUAUUCGGUCGUGCGAUGCAGACGGGGAUGGCUCGAGCCAGAGCUACCGGCUGGACUGGCUUUCCGUAACAAAAGUCAUAAUCAUUAUCAAAUAUUACGUCCUCCCUGCAGGUUUUAUCCAGUGCAUAAAGGAGUUUAGUCAAGUGAAGUUGGAACUUUUUGGUGGUUAGAUUCUUGUUACGAUGGGGAUAAAGUUGAUAAUCCUGUUGGCUCUUCUAGUGGGUGUGUUAUACUGCAUUCAUCUACUGGUGAAGGACUACCAAGCCGUCACAGCCCCGCGAUUGCUGAGGCUACUCUUCAAAAGGGAUCUCAGUUCUUCGCAGAAACAUAAGCCGUACGUGAGAUGGAAGAAGAUCCUGCAUCAUGACGCGAUUCAAUGCGCUCGCUUCGUGUACUGCAGCCUCGGCUAUGAGCCGCUGCACAGCGAGGUGCAGGGCGGCUUCGUUUACAUGCUCACGUUACCACCAAGAGAAGAGGACAAGUCAUCAAUGGAGGCGUUCCAGGGAGCAUACGACAUAGGAGAGGCAGGCAAGCGCAGCCAGGACGACACGGCCUGCCGACGAAACUACCCGCGCUGCCCGUUCACUUCAACUACCUUGUUCGACAUCAUCGAAUAUUUGUUGAAACACCAAAUAUUUUAGUCAAUAAACGUUUAA
Molecule: messenger RNA, 716 nt
Organism: Plutella xylostella (diamondback moth)
Lineage: Eukaryota; Metazoa; Arthropoda; Insecta; Lepidoptera; Plutellidae
Source: RefSeq, a predicted model, not a curated record